GGGCCGGGCCGGCCGGGCGGGGAGUGCGGGUCGGCUCUGUGCGCGUUGCCGGACGAGGCUCCCGCAGCCGAUAUACCCGCGCUCCGCCCGGUAGCCCGGCCGGUGAGUGCCCGAGGGUUCCUUCCGUGUGUCAUGGGGGUCGGGGAGAGGGACCCCUGAGGGGGAGGCAUAACCGGAAGUUAAGGGACUCAAGGAGAGAGACCCCAGGAAAUGGGGACACCUGGGGAAGGGGUGACAGCCGGAAGUGGGGGGCCUCAGAAGGUUGUCAAUGAGACAUGGGGUCUCUGGGGCUCCAGGAGCGAUGGCCUUCAGGCCUCUUGGUGGGGUGGGAAGGAAGGCGAUGCUCACAACAUGAUGGGCUGCAGGUGAGGAAGAUUCCAGGCUUCACGGUAACAAAUGGUGUUUGCACCCAUCCAUACGCCCACCCAUCAUUUCAUUCUCGAGACUGAGUCCUGCUCUGAGCCUGAUAGGACCGAGGCCCUGGAAAUUAAACAGGAAUGUGCAGGUGGAGGGUAGAGCCCAGAGUGGGGCUAGACACAUCCUCGCUGUGCCUCACUAGGUGUGUACCCUCCGGACACAUCACUUAACCUCCCGUCGUCCGCUAAUAUUUGCAGAGCACCGUCAUGUGCCAGGCUAGGCCUCUAGACACUAGGCCUAGUGGACACAACAGUGGACACUGUACAGUGUGUCAGCACACUGUACUGGACACUACAGUCUGUCUCCCAGGGAUCCUGGUAGCUAAUGUCAGAAGAAAGUGACUCUCUGCGAACCAGCCCCUCUGCGGCCUCGCUCUCAGAAAAUGAGCUGCCACCACCGGCCGAGCCUCCCGGCUACGUGUGCUCGCUGACGGAGGACCUGGUGACCAAAGCCAGGGAGGAGCUGCAGGAGAAGCCGGAAUGGAGACUUCGAGACGUGCAGGCCCUCCGUGACAUGGUGCGGAAGGAGUGCCCGAACCUGAGCACCUCCCUGGACGACGCCUUCCUGCUGCGCUUCCUCCGGGCCCGCAAGUUCGAUUACGACCGAGCCCUGCAGCUCCUGGUCAGUUACCACAGCUGCAGGAGAAGCUGGCCUGAGGUCUUCAACAACCUGAAGCCCUCGGCCUUAAAGGAUGUCCUCGCUUCGGGAUUCCUCACCGUGCUGCCCCACACCGACCCCCGGGGCUGCCACAUCCUGUGCAUGCGCCCAGACAGAUGGAUACCGAGCAACUACCCAAUUACUGAAAACAUCCGAGCUAUAUACUUGACGUUAGAAAAACUCAUUCAGUCUGAAGAAACCCAAGUGAAUGGAAUCGUGAUUCUUGCGGACUACAAAGGAGUGAGCUUAUCAAAAGCAUCUCACUUUGGCCCUUUUAUAGCCAAAAAGGUCAUUGGCAUCCUUCAGGAUGGCUUCCCCAUUCGGAUAAAAGCAGUCCAUGUAGUGAAUGAACCUCGAAUAUUUAAAGGCAUUUUUGCCAUCAUAAAACCAUUUCUGAAGGAGAAAAUAGCAAACAGAUUUUUCCUCCAUGGGUCUGACCUGAACUCUCUCCACACAAGCCUUCCCAGAAGCAUUCUCCCCAAGGAGUAUGGGGGCACGGCCGGAGAGCUGGACAUCAGCGCCUGGAAUGCAGUGCUGCUGGCCUCGGAGGAGGACUUCGUGAGGGAGUUCUGCCAGCCGGUCUCUGUGUGCGACAGCAUCCUGGGCCAGGCCCUCCCGCCUGAGGGGCUGACCUCGGACGCGCAGUGUGAUGAUUCCCUGCGGGCCGUGAAGUCCCAGCUCUACUCCUGCUAUUAGCCAGUCCCUGUGAGUGCCACCCUCGUGAAAUCCUUUCCUUUAUCUUUGGAGAGACGCAAGGAGAAUUUGAGGUGCCGUGGAGUCUGUCUUGCUCCUUGUAAUUAAAUUAAAGCCUGUAGAGUCUGAGGGUGAGCCCUGGGGUAAGCCCUUGGUGACUUGAAUUAAUCCAUGGAAGACACGGAAGAUGUCCCCAGUGAUUCCCAAACAUUUGGAAUCCCAGUUUGCAGCCACUAACCUGGAAGCUGUAUCUGGUUCUUGGAGAUCUUGGAACAAGAGAAAUCAGGAUCAAAUCACUUUGGUCCCCCAUUCCAGGAGAAAACCACCUGACUGGCCGGUCAGCACACUCCUGUGAAAGAACCUGGCUGUGCCUACAGGAUGGCCACACAGGAGACUUCAGGAGUUCGUGUCUUUCAUCUGAACCCUAACGACAGGCUUGGGUUGCUCACCAGGAAGUUUCUAGUUGGAGGCGCAGACCCCAGCUGCCACACUGGGUUUGGAAAGCACCUUAUUGGACUCAUGGGAGCAUCAGGACAUAAGCAGCACCUCCUGAUCAAAUUUGGGAGCCAGAGGCAUCAGAGAACCU
This is a messenger RNA of Lontra canadensis (Northern American river otter), 2353 nucleotides long. It is a transcript of the gene TTPAL, whose product is annotated as alpha tocopherol transfer protein like. Bases 742 to 1770 code for a protein of 342 amino acids. Gene Ontology annotation, cellular component: membrane. The transcript has 5 exons. NCBI's taxonomy places the organism in Eukaryota, Metazoa, Chordata, Mammalia, Carnivora, Mustelidae. Gene Ontology annotation, molecular function: phosphatidylinositol bisphosphate binding. The record is from RefSeq and is a predicted model, not a curated record.